CCGCUCUCCCCUCCCCUCCCGCUCCCAGUGCCCUCGCGACCUGCACUCAGCGAGCAGAUGCGACAUCCAACCAAACGAAAUUCAAAUUUUGUUGUUUUCCAAAGUCAACACAAUGACUGUCAGGGCAUUAUGGCAGACCACUUGUCAAAUUUACCCUUCUAUCUCCAAGCCUUUCGCAUGCCAAAGAAUGACUGUCGAUAGACUGAAACUCGUCCGACUUGCACAUCAGCAGCUGCCUUCGUCUUCAGCCUCUCCCAUGCAGCAAUCUUCAGCAACAGGACCACAUCAGAAUACACCUUCUGCAAUGCCACCUAUGAAAUCAUCACCUGAAGAUGGGAGUUCCAAACAAAAGUCUCUUCGUGUAACUGUGGUUUCUCGCUACAUGGAAUAUCUUAAUUCUUACAUUAAAAUUCUAGAUAAGAAGUUUCCAGCAGCCAUGAAUGUGUACCGAAUAUUUAUGCUGGGCACCAAAGAGUUAUUAAGAGAUAUGAGGGUUUACUUUCGUUUGUUAACAAAUGUUACGUGGGAUGUCCAAGUAUUGCGUCAGUUAAGUCGUAAGGAGUUAGAGCUUUACCAAAGUAUGCCAAAAGAUAUGUUGAAGAUAUUACCAUUUUUGGUUUUGUCAUCUCUUCCAUUUGCUAACUACGUUAUGUUUCCUGUUGCGUACAAGUAUCCUCGGCAAUUGCUAUGUAAACAUUAUUGGACCCUGCAACAGAAAGUGGAGUUUGCAAUGCAAACCCAUCGUAAAAAACUCCUAAAUCAAAGAGCUGUUUUUCGAGGCUUACAACUGCAACUUGAUUCACAAGCUGUGAAAAGAGACAAACGAGUGCACAGAGUAUGGUCUCACAGCAUUGCAUGUCUCGGAAGUGGCCAGCAUCCUCAACCUGAAGAUAUUAUUCAGUGUUUACCACUCUUUCGAGGAGAUCCAUACCAUCUUGACUACCUGAUGCCAUCUCAUGUAAAUUCUCUCUUGAAGCUGCAUGGAAUGCAUUCUAUGUGGAGAAGACGCAAGAGGCUUGCUGAUCAUGCAAGUUUAAUUCAUGAAAUAGAUUUAGCGAUAUUACGUGAAGGUGGUGUGGAAGUGAUGACCCAAGAUGAAAUGCGUUCAGCCUGUUUCUUAAGGGGAUUGAAUCCUGUAAAUAUGUGCACUGAAGACCUCCGUUUGUGGCUGUCACAAUGGAUGAAGAUCUCAACCCAAGUGGAUCAAACCAGUCUUUCAUUAUUACUACAUUGUCCUGUUUUACUUGCUUACAACAAACCCAGCAAUUGGGCUUUGUUUCAUUGAUGUACUCAGAUUUUCAUACAUCAUGCAUGACAAUCAUUUUGUGAACCUGCAUGGCCUGAACACUGAGUCUCCUGUAUCCACGCUCUCCUUUGGAGCGUGUGGCAGCACCCAAACACUAUUUCAUUUUCUGUGAUAAAACCUGUCUCUUUAGCUAGAAUUUGACAUGUCAAAGUGAGAACUAAAUAAAUGAGUUAUUUAUUAUUA
Thrips palmi is the source of this 1489-nucleotide messenger RNA. RefSeq names its product LETM1 domain-containing protein 1. NCBI's taxonomy places the organism in Eukaryota, Metazoa, Arthropoda, Insecta, Thysanoptera, Thripidae. Bases 113 to 1285 code for a protein of 390 amino acids. Gene Ontology annotation, molecular function: ribosome binding. The transcript has 6 exons. The record is from RefSeq and is a predicted model, not a curated record. Gene Ontology annotation, cellular component: mitochondrial inner membrane. Gene Ontology annotation, biological process: intracellular monoatomic cation homeostasis.